AUGCCUGACGAUGGGGUUAGCUCUGUAUUGAGAAGCGUUACGGAAUGGCUCAACGACAGCUCAUGUACUCCCCCCAUCAGUGAACCUUUAACGGCCAUCGAGAACUGUCAGUCGCGUUUUGUGAAUGCGGACAUCCAAGGAGGGCAACUGUCGAAGAAGCGCAAGAGAGCGCCAAGCCCUAUGAGCACAAUGAGCGAUCCUAUUAUGCGAUCUCCUCCGAAAUCCAGCAGUAGCACGACUUCCAGUCGAAGUCGCAGCCCAGUGAAACGUAUAAGGAAGGCUGCAGUAAAUAUACCCAAGGAGAUGCGCGAGGAUUUAGAAAGACAUCCUGUUGCCAGACGGAACUUGAAUCAAGUUACGUGGCAAGAGGAUCAUCGCCAUUCGCUUUCCGAGAUCCGAGACUUCUGGAUAAAGGUCCAGAGCAUUGAAGAAGCGGCAACUAUAUGUUCAAAAGAGGGUCGGUCGGAGGACUCUUGGAGUGAUGAUGUUGUCCUCGAAAUCAUUAGACUGGCUCUCAGCUGGUCGGGCUUGAGAAACAAAGUGAUGUUGGCAAAUCUUAAAUCCGUCGGUGUGGACCAGCCAGCCCUCCUCCCUAUGCGUAAUCUCCACCGCGUCGUCCCCAACAAGAUUGACUAUGGUUUGCGUCUGCAACCUGAUGCUGAGGAGGAAGUUAUGAUCGAGAACGUCCUUCGGAAUAUGAGCGACGAACUGCCUAGCAUCAGUCAGUCAGCUGUUCCUAUGCUUCGCAAACGAGCCCUCUUCUACAACCUGGAAAUCAAAAAGCCCUAUGGAAACAAAGAUCCCGUACCGCAACUUGGGGUGUGGUCGAUAGCAGGAUUGACAAAAUUGUCGAACCUGGCGCGAGAGUCCCACAAGAAGAUCGGAGAAACUACGAUGCUCGAGGAUCCGGAGGUGCCUGUUCUUCCGAGCUGGAGCGUGGAAGGCCACCGGUGGCAAUUCUACCUUGGAAGGAGAUGCUCAUCUGCGGAAACAGUCAUUCAAGGACCUUUUUGGAAUUACGAUACCAGUUCUGUUGUCGAGAUUAUAUUUAUUGUGAAUACCUUGUGCGAAAUACAUCGCUGGGGUAACACGACCUUUCGGAAAUGGCUGCUGACCGUUAUAUCUGGACUGCAAACAGAUUGA
This is a messenger RNA of Fonsecaea pedrosoi CBS 271.37, 1143 nucleotides long. RefSeq lists its product as uncharacterized. NCBI's taxonomy places the organism in Eukaryota, Fungi, Ascomycota, Eurotiomycetes, Chaetothyriales, Herpotrichiellaceae. The record is from RefSeq and is a predicted model, not a curated record. The transcript is spliced from 4 exons. The coding region runs from base 1 to 1143 and encodes 380 amino acids.